Messenger RNA from Sorex araneus (European shrew), 5071 nucleotides. RefSeq names its product DENN domain containing 11 (gene DENND11). The coding region runs from base 72 to 1424 and encodes 450 amino acids. The transcript has 9 exons. The record is from RefSeq and is a predicted model, not a curated record. Gene Ontology annotation, cellular component: cytoplasm. NCBI's taxonomy places the organism in Eukaryota, Metazoa, Chordata, Mammalia, Eulipotyphla, Soricidae.
CGGCGGGGGCGGGGGCCGGCGGGCAGGGGAGUGCCCGCCCCUCGGCGCCCGCGGCUCCGCCUCGCUUCGCCAUGGUGGAGCGGGGAGACGCGGCGCCGCUGCUGCGCUGGGCCGAGGGCCCCGCCGUGUCCCCGCCGCAGGCCCCGGAGCUGCAGGCUGCAGGCCGGGCUCCCGGGCGCGGCGCGGGGGGCGGCGGGCCGGCCGCCGGGACCCCCGGGGGGCGCGCGCCCCGCGAGCUGCCGCAGCCGGGGCGCCCCGAGCUGGGCGACGUGGAGGAGGACCAGGUGGUGGCCGUGUUCGUGGUCACCUUCGACCCCCGCUCGGGAAACAUGGUGGAAUGGUGCUUACCUCAAGAUAUUGACCUGGAAGGGGUCGAGUUCAAGUCUAUGGCCAGUGGGUCCCAUAAAAUUCAGUCUGAUUUCAUCUACUUCCGGAAGGGCCCCUUCUUUGGCCUGGCCUGCUUCGCCAACAUGCCCGUGGAGAGCGAGCUGGAGCGUGGUGCCCGCAUGAAGUCCGUGGGCAUCCUGUCUCCGUCCUACACCCUGCUCUACCGGUACAUGCACUUCCUGGAGAACCAGGUUCGACACCAGCUGGAGACGCCGGGACACUACUCCCACCUGGCCGCUUUCUACGAGGACAAGAAGGGGGUGCUGCACGCAGGGCCUGGCAGAGGCGGCAGCCUGCCUCCCGUCUACUGGCUGCCGUCUAUCCACCGCUACAUGUACCCCGAGAUGAAGAUCACCCACCCGGCCGGCUGCAUGUCUCAGUUCAUCAAGUUCUUCGGCGAGCAGAUCCUCGUGCUCUGGAAGUUCGCCUUACUGCGCAAGCGCAUCCUCAUCUUCUCCCCGCCGCCCGUGGGCGUGGUCUGCUACCGAGUGUACUGCUGCUGCUGCCUGGCCAACGUGUCCCUGCCCGGCAUCGGGGCCACCAUCCCCGAGUCCAAGCCCUUCUUCUACGUGAACGUGGCGGACAUCGAGAGCCUGGAGGUAGAGGUGUCGUAUGUGGCCUGCACCACGGAGAAGAUCUUCGAGGAGAAGCGGGAGCUGUACGACGUCUACGUGGAUAACCAGAACGUGAAGACGCACCACGACCACCUGCAAUCGCUGCUGAAGAUCAACAGCGCAGACCGGGAGAAGUACCGGCGGCUCAACGAGCAGAGGCAGAUGCUGCUGUACUCCCAGGAGGUGGGGGAGGAGCACAGCCCCUGCGAGGAGGACCUCUUUGUGCUGUUCUUCCUGGAGCAGAACAACCGAAUCUUCCAGACGCUGCUGGAGGUGUCGGCCAGCCAGGACAAGACGCUGACGGCGGAGCACGCGCGGGGCAUGGGCCUGGACCCGCAGGGCGACCGCGGCUUCCUCAUGGACCUGCUGGAGGCCUACGGCAUCGACGUCAUGCUGGUCAUCGACAACCCCUGUUGCCCCUAGGCCGGGGGGGCGGUGAGCCGCGGGCGGCUGUGGCCUCCUGCCCUCCCCGGCCCCCUGCCCGGAGGCAGGACGCACGCCUGCUUCGGGGCACGGUGGGGGCGUCAGAGAGGCCCGGGACUGCUGCCGCCGAGGUCUGACAUCACGAGGCUUGGCCUGGAGCCGGGAACCUGGACAGAAGGUUCUAGAAGCCUGCCUGAUCUUUGCCCCUGGAACUUGUCAAGAGUGAGCCGGGCUAGCUCUAUCCCGAUGGGACCCGAUGCCUCCUGCGCGGGUGACGGCAGGUGUGGUGGCGGGUGGGUGGCUUCGUGUGUUGCUCGCCUCCCGGAGGGCUGACAGUGCUCUGGGGUGACGUGGCGUCUUGCUACCCCGGAAGGUGGGUUCGUGCCGGCCCGGCCCCUCGUCUGCACGAGCGUUUCCGGCAGGGCUUCCCGCAGAGCCUCGGGGACGCAGCAGAGAGCCCCUGGCUCCUGGGACCCACUGAGGGUCCCGCUGCGGGGGGCGGCCUUGCUCCCAGAUGAUGCGGGGGCCGAGGCCGGCUCGGGGCGCCCGGUGGCUGCGUAUCCCCCCGUGAGAGGGCGGCCGGCUGGCAGGAGUCGAGCUCAGCUCUUUGGGGCUUGAGUUCGGGAUUUCCCCCCCUCUCUGAGGAGCCUGCAGGUUUGUCGGGGGCUGAGUGACGUCUUCUCUCGGCCCCGCUGCCCGUCUCUCAAACUGGACCCGCUCUCGGGGUGCCCGUGGGCGGGGCUGGUGCAGGGCCGAGAGGGGCGGCGUGGGGACAGAUGGGUCCCGCGGCUGCAGGUGUCGGGGAUGCCGCGGAGCCACGCCCCCGUCCUCUCGCUGAGCUCUGAGAGCUCCUGGCGCUGUGCAGGAGCGUCCUGCCCCGUAGCUUCUUGAGAGGAAGUUGGAGGAAGUGCACAGGGCCGGCCGGCCAGGGGCCCGCACCCUCCCUGUAAAUAUAUAAAUAGGCGCGGGCCUGGGGGCCGGCCGCGCCCACGUCUCGGCCGCCUCCUUGGGAGCGUGAACGCUGUCUAGUGACUUUAGUGGUGCCGGAAGGUCAAGGCUCCCCAGACCAGGGAGGAGGGAGGGUCCCUAGGGGACCCGCCUUCUGGGAAGUGGGGGCUCAGGGGACGCGUCUUUGAAGCCCGGCUGGCUUCCUUCCCUUGUCGCCGCAGCGGGGUUCCGCUCUUGUCCGGGAAUCAUGAUCUGGGUCUGGGGCUCCUCCCGACCUUCCUGCCCCGGGUGGGCGGCAACCUGGGCAGAGGGAGGGGAUCCAGCUGACCGCAGGGCCCUUCCUCCCUGUAUUUCUUCUGGAAGGCUUCUGGGGAGCCUAAGCUGACCUCAGCAGGUGCUCACCCUGGGGAAUACGGGCCCGAAGUACGUCAGAAGCACCCAGACAGCAGUUCAGCAAUCCAGCUGGACUGUAGGCUCAGCAGGGGGGAGGGCGGAGGGGUACUGCUCACCCCUGGGGCCCCUGUGCAGUUGUGCAGUUGUGCGUGUCUCAGGAGCACCCCCGUCGUGCUCAGUGCCCGCCAGCUCGCGCAGUCUGGGUCAUCUGUUGAGAAUAGCUUCUGGCUGCCUCAUGCUUGAAGGUCUGGUGUGGCCCCUUGUGGGGCCGGGCCCCCAGCUCUGACAGCGUCUGCCUCCGUCCGCAUCGUCCUUCCCGGCACCCCUUCCCGUUGGCCGAGCAAAGGAAGGCGAAUCCCUGGACCCAUGGUUAAAAAAAAAUAACAAGCCAGCCCCCGACCAAGAGCCUAGGACUUGCCUAAUUGCUUUGUUCCACGUGAAAAUCAAGGACGGCAGAGUUAAGGUCGGGGCGGGCUCCAGCCUGUUCUCAAUACCCGCCGGGAAGACCCACGAUGGCUCCCUGUGAUCCCGUUAGCGGGGAGGGCCAUUAAAUCAUUGCCGCAUCCCUGCCUUCCACCCCGGGACGGGGACGGAGAGGACAGACUUGCUAUUUGUCUUGAUAACUCGGAGCCCCCUUCCAGCAGGAGGGGAAGACGAGCCCAUUCACCUUUAAGCAGACCUUUCGGGAAGCUUCCGCAAAGGGCAGCCAUGAAUUAGCCUUUGAAAGGGGAAUCCAGCAGCCUCUACCCCGAGGCGGGGACCGACUGCGCAGGGACCGACCGCGGAGUUGGGUUUGAGCCCAGGGGAGGUUGAGGCGCUUUCUGCAGACCCAGGGGCAGAGGGGUGGGAUGGUGGCGGGAGCCAGGCGGGUCCUGAUGCGGGCAGGAGGACACAGGUGGAACCCCUUCCCCUCCCUGCGUUGUGUCCGUCUUGAUACCUCCGUUCCCAGGGGCGAGGGGGGCAGGGAAGGGCAAAGCUAUGAGCGAAGUGGGGACGGUUUUUCUUACGAGACACGGAGAUUUAUUUUUCUACCCCGGAGAUGGUGUGUGGAGUGUGAGGUGGUGACAUGCAAGGACACGGCUGAGCUGAAACCCCGGAAGAAACGGGCGGGCGUGUCCCCCAGAAGCCGGGCGGCUUCCACCCUGCAAACAGGGGGGAUGUGAGGUUGGAGACUUCGUCUUGCGUGUGCGUGGCGUGGUCCCUGCGCCCGAACCGAGGUUGUGCCGUCAUGGGGCCCGCAGGGGAGCUGGUGGGACUUCCAGGGGGCUUAUUCGUGACGAUGCUGGUUGCUGAGCCUUGGGCUGGGGGCGGGGGCGGGGGGGUUCUUCUUUAAGUGGCACUUUAAUUCAGCUCCGGAGCUGGAGUACAGGGCAGGGGGGUGAAGCUCAUGCUCAGAAAGGAAGCACGAGCCCUCCCGUGCGUUCUGGUGCGAGGGGCUUCUGUGGCUGCCCAAUGCCAAUGCCAUUUCGAUGAAGAAUAGAUGUACUUUGCAGUCCACGGGCUCCCCCUCCCCGAGGCUGGGAGGCGGUGGGCCGAGACCAUCAGUUAGGAUGACCAGGUGGUGAGAGCGCCACCCAGAGGCCGGUGAGGGAACUGACAGUUCCCCGAGGGUUGGAGAUCAACUUCUGCCAACGAAGUAGCAAUCGAGGCUCCCAAGGGGCAGCCCGGAAGUGGUUUGGUCUGCUGACCAGGUGCCACUAGGUGCAGGGGGGUGUUUCAACAGACGGGGGGGAGUCAGGUGUGGGAGCUGGGGGCGGCGGGGCUAGAGGCAAGCAAGAAUCACUGUCCUGUGGUCACCCCCUUGGCAGGUGGUUUCAAUGUUUGGUUGGUGCGGGAAGUAAACCUUGAGCGAAAAAGAGUCAUUGUAGACUUGGGAAAUGGUCCUUCCCCCAGCCUCCACCCCCCUCCCAAGGCAGGGUCAGCGCCCGCCCUGUCGCCUUAAAUGUCCACCCCCUCCCUGUUCUGAUGGCCCGCUGGGCACAAGAGUCAAAGCAAUAAGAGAAACGGAAUCUAUUUUUGUUUCCCGUGUUUACCUCAUACUCCGACGUCAGCGAGACGGUUCCUAGGUUCACCCCAGCCCUCCCGCCACGAACGAUGCUGUGUUUACCGGUGGCGACUCGCGGGGCCCCAGCCGGCUGCAGCCGCACCCCGAGUGGGUCCGGGCAAUGGCGCUGGUCAGCUGCGUGGGGUGGCCGCGUGCCCGAGGCGCGCCCACCUGGAUGGAGCCCAGCCCCCCGUGUGUGUGCAGAGCCGUUGAUAUAUUUACAGAAAACGAUUUUUACAAUUAAAAUUUGAUUUUAAGACGA